AUGGCUGUCAAGACUGGUAUUGCUGUUGGUUUGAACAAAGGUAAGAAGGUCAACUCCAUGACCCCAGCCCCAAAGAUCUCUUACAAGAAGGGUGCUGUAUCCAACAGAACCAAGUUUGUUCGUUCUUUGGUCAGAGAAUUCGCUGGUUUGUCCCCAUACGAGAGAAGAUUGAUCGAUUUGAUCAGAAACUCUGGUGAAAAGAGAGCUAGAAAGGUCGCCAAGAAGAGACUAGGUUCUUUCAUCAGAGCCAAGGCUAAGGUUGAAGAGAUGAACAACAUCAUCGCUGCUUCCCGUCGUCACUAA
Torulaspora delbrueckii is the source of this 303-nucleotide messenger RNA. It is a transcript of the gene RPL36A, whose product is annotated as 60S ribosomal protein eL36. NCBI's taxonomy places the organism in Eukaryota, Fungi, Ascomycota, Saccharomycetes, Saccharomycetales, Saccharomycetaceae. The record is from RefSeq and is a predicted model, not a curated record. Gene Ontology annotation, cellular component: cytosolic large ribosomal subunit; ribosome. Bases 1 to 303 code for a protein of 100 amino acids. Gene Ontology annotation, molecular function: structural constituent of ribosome. The transcript has 2 exons. Gene Ontology annotation, biological process: cytoplasmic translation.